CAUGACAUAAGGGAGAUGAGCUAUUAAUGCUUUGUUUAAUGUAAUUUGUAGAAAGACAUUUUUGACCACUUAAUGCUUCGUUGGAUUGCAAAAAUAUAUUUUUUCAAUUUUCGUUCUUUUCUUUUAAUUUUAUCUUAAUUCCUCCAUUACACCGCUUUGGGUUUAUAGCACGUGUGAUAUUCGAAGAAAAGUUGUGUGUCAACAAAUCCAAAUUCAGACAUGUGUCCAACACUCGACAUGCAGCAAGUAUGCAGAUUAUGUCUCUGUAAAUUAUGUCAAAUGGAACAAUGCCAUGUGACAUCCUUGUUCCAUGAUGAUGUCAACAAUGAAGAGUGUCGGCAAUUAAGGUUACAGAUCGCAGAUUUAUGUUCCAUCAACAUAUUACAAGAUGAUGAUUUACCCAAGUCUAUAUGUCCCAAAUGUAAAAUAAAGCUACGGGAUGCUUAUGAGUUUGUAAAUCUAUGUAAAAAAUCCAAUAACAAGUUGCAUGAAUAUGAGAGCAGCAAACAUUGCCAGGAUACAGAUAAUACAGAUAAUAUAGAAGUCACGAGGCCAGAGUCUGAUGAUAAUGACAGAAGUAAUCUUGGUUGUAAAACCCAAGAAACGUCUUCAAAAGAACAAGUUUCACUGAAUCCAAAUAUUAAUUGUGAUGAAUUGCCAAACAAUAACGGAAAACAAUAUCUGUGUCACGUCUGUAGCAAAAUCUUCGCCUCCAUGUCUGGAUUACGGUUUCAUCUUAAAUCACAUUAUGACUCCAAGCCGUACACUUGUGAGCAGUGUGAUAAAAGCUUCGCUAUUCUCAGUUAUAAGAAGAGGCACGAGAAGAUUCAUAUGAACAUUAAGCAUUUGAUCUGCCACAUUUGCAGCACUGCCUUUGCGUCCCCGAAUGGACUCAGAUAUCAUCUAAGGACUCACACAGGCGAAGCAAAAUACCAUUGCGAAACAUGCGGCAAAUCCUUCACUCGAUACAAGUACCUGAAACAACACACCUUCACACAUACUGGAGAAAAGCCAUUUGUUUGCAAAUUGUGUGGUUCCGCUUACGGCAAUGGCGGCAGCCUGUUUGUACACCAGAAAAAGUGCAAAUUGCGACACGUACUAGAUCUUUCACAAAGCGACGCUUCGAAAACGGUUGUUUGAUGCAAACAAUUUGAUGCAAAUUGCAUUGAGUUGAUCAUAUGUACAUAUUACGUUCUAACGAUAUGAUUAUUCGAUUUUGCGAAUAACAAGGAUCGUCAACAGUUUUGCUUCCGUUGCACCAACAUCUCGGAGGACGCAACUGCCAUCCAUUCAUUUGUAUUCGACUGGAACCACGUC
Linepithema humile (Argentine ant) is the source of this 1317-nucleotide messenger RNA. The record is from RefSeq and is a predicted model, not a curated record. NCBI's taxonomy places the organism in Eukaryota, Metazoa, Arthropoda, Insecta, Hymenoptera, Formicidae.